AUGGCCCUCUAUGUUGACGCCAAAAUGCAUAUCGCCCAACACAAGAUGUUUCAUAUCAAGACUGGUCUCCCUAUCGAGACAUCCCCUGUCUUCGACAUCCAAGUUCUCUUCGCGAACGGCCUUCAACAUCCUGACACAGAGACACACCCGGGUAUUUUGCAUUUUUCAGUCCAUUUUUGGGAGAUGUCGGCCACUCCUGCUUUGGCAUUGCCUGCUGCAGAUAACCUCCGGGACCUUGUCCCUGAUGCAGGUAACUUGCAUCAUAUGCCUACGCAUUUGGACGUGCCUGUUGGCGAAUACUGCCCAGCAGUCGCUUCUAAGACAGCCGCUGUCCAAGCAGACGAGAAAUAUCUAGCCCGGAAUGAUCACCAGGAACCGUACUGUGUGACAACUGCAAUGACGUUUUACGGCAAGGGAAUUGCAUAUGCGGCGAUGAGUAACAUCUCCGAAGCCGCAAAGCAGCGCGUACCCUACCUCUCUGCUGCUGCACGCGUCCCCGAGUCCCGGAGAGACCCGAAUCGCAUUGUAGAUAUUCUUAAAAGAAGCAACAUCGAUGCUAGGCCUCUGAUUCCUCACAGAAUUUCGACGUGA
Penicillium daleae is the source of this 591-nucleotide messenger RNA. RefSeq lists its product as uncharacterized. Gene Ontology annotation, cellular component: intracellular anatomical structure. The record is from RefSeq and is a predicted model, not a curated record. Bases 1 to 591 code for a protein of 196 amino acids. The transcript is spliced from 2 exons. Lineage: Eukaryota; Fungi; Ascomycota; Eurotiomycetes; Eurotiales; Aspergillaceae.